Messenger RNA from Leucoraja erinaceus (little skate), 6434 nucleotides. Its product is annotated as calcium-activated potassium channel subunit alpha-1-like. Gene Ontology annotation, biological process: potassium ion transport; transmembrane transport. Gene Ontology annotation, cellular component: postsynaptic membrane. Gene Ontology annotation, molecular function: large conductance calcium-activated potassium channel activity. Lineage: Eukaryota; Metazoa; Chordata; Chondrichthyes; Rajiformes; Rajidae. The record is from RefSeq and is a predicted model, not a curated record.
AACUCUCUCUGGGUCAAAUCAGUCAGGGAAGUGAGUAUAAAUGUUGGACUGUUUUGUUGUGGUUUGUACAAGAUGUUGGUUGGCCUAUUGGGCUGGUAUCAGUUCUGGUAUUAUCCCUGAUAUGGGUUAACCCUCAUUAAGUUGGAGCGAGUGCAGAGAAGAUUUACGAGGGUGUUGCCAGGACAUGGGGGCUUGAGAUUUAGGGGGAGGUUGGGCAGAUUGUUCAUUUCUUCUGAAGUCUAGACAGAAGAAAGGUCUCGACCCGAAACGUCACCUCUUCCUUUUCUCCAGGGAUGCUGCCUGACCCGCUGAGUUACUCCAGCUUGUUGCUUCAUAGACGAUGAUGGAUUGCAGAAUUCCCAGGUCCCGGUUCGGGGCACACGGAGCUCUGAAGGCGGGACACUAGGGGGACUCUUGGACAUUGAGAACAAAGAGUGAUUCUCAGGAGGGGUGAAUGUGCGCUAGUGGACUGAAAGGUGGCUCGUAGUGUGGGGGUAAGAGGUGAAGCCGUGUUUGAAGAGUGACUCACAAUGGGGGCUUAGAACACGGGGUCAGGCGACACAAGGGGAUGGUCUAUCACAGUGUAUAUCUCACAAUGGUCCCACCUCAGUGACUCAUAACGGCCCUACCUCAGUAGCCCAGUGUGUGGCUAGCAGUAGCCCUCCAUUAGUAGCCCAGUGUGUGGCUAGCAGUAGCCCUCCAUUAGUAGCCCAGUGUGACCAGCAGUAGCUCGCCAUCUGUAGCCCAGAGUGUGGCUCACAUCAAGGCAUCAACUAACGUUGGUUUGGGACAGUGCAGCCACAAUGGGGAAUUCAUUUUUUCUUGAAUUCAAGUCGAAGGUGGACGGCGAAGUGGUCAAUCCGUUGCAGAAGAUGAUCCUGGAGUCAGGCGAGAUCCGUAAACCGAGCCACAACUGCCGCACAUUGAGCCAGGACAUGUGGCGGGGCGCCAUCGGCUCUUCCUUCACGGUCUUCAUCGGCGGCAUCCUCCUCAUUCUCAUGCACAGAGGCAUUGCGUUCAUCUACCUCGAGCUGACCCAUGCAUCCAAUACACAGGAUUCCAAGUGGAACAGGGGCAGGAAUCGGGUGAUGUCUAACGACGUGGUCAUCGCUGCCAAACACUUGACCAAUCGCCUCGUGCUGGAAAGGAAGAAGAAGCCUCUGACAAUGGAGGAGAUUGAACAGCUGAAUGCAACGGAGACAUCAAAGAUAAGGAAGGUCAACUUGGGGAUCGAUGUUCAGGAAUGGGCCCAGCGAAUGAUAUCGGCACAGUCUUUAAUUGGUCGAGGUCUUGUGAUGAUGGUGUUCCUGCUCAGCUUCGGAUCCCUCUUCAUCUACUUUGUCAUAUCCAUAGAAAGCAGCGAGGACACCCGCGUGGUCCUGGAGAACCUCCAAGCGGUUGAUCUGGGCUUCAAUUCCUUCUUCCUGUUCUACUUUGGACUCCGUUUCAUCGCUGCCAACGACAAACUGCGCUUCUGGGUGGAACUCAACUCCAUCGUGGACUUCUUCACCAUCCCGCCCGUCAUCCUGUCUCUCUACUUCAGCCGCGACUGCAUCGGGCUGCGGUUCAUGCGAUCCCUGCGGCUGCUGCAGUUUGCCGAGAUCCUGCAGUACCUGCGCAUCCUCAAACGGCAUACCAAGAUCAAGCUGGCCAGCCUGCUGUCCGUGUUUGUUGGAGCGUGGCUGACCGCGGCCGGAUUCAUACAUACGAUUGAGAACUCAGGCGACCCAUGGCGGGAGGAGAACAACAGCCAGACGCUGACGUACUGGCAGUGUGUUUACCUGCUGAUGGUCACCAUGUCCACGGUGGGCUACGGGGAUCUGACCGCUAGGACCACCGUUGGCCAGGUCUUCAUGGUCUUCUUCAUCAUCCUGGGCUUGGCCCUGUUUGCGAGUCACGUCCCUGAGAUCGUUGAACUGAUCGGGAGCCACCGCAAGUACACGGGCUCCUACAGAUUGGUCAGGGGUAAGAAGCACAUCAUCAUGUGUGGAUACAUCACCUUCUCCAGUUUCCACGAGUUCCUGAAGGAUUUCACCCGGAAGGAGAGAGAAGAGAGUUCGACCGACAUUGUCAUCCUUGAGGACUUCAACCCCUCCCUGGAGCUACAAGCCUUGUUCAAACGGCACGUCACCCAGAUGCAGUUCUUCCGGGGAUCAGUUCUGAAGCCCGGUGACCUGGUCAGGGUCCAGCUGGACGAGGCCAACGCCUGCCUCAUCCUCGCCGACAGGAACUGCCUCAACCCCGAGGCUGAGGACUCCGUCAACAUCAUGAAGGCCAUUGCCGUCAAACAAUACUGCCCCGAGAUGCGAAUCAUCGCUCAGGUCCUGCAGUAUCACAGCAAGGCAUACCUGCAGAACCUGCCCAGCUGGAACAUGGGGCAGCGAGACAGCGUGAUCUGUCUGUCCGAGCUGAAGAUGGGCUUCAUCGCCCAGAACUGCAUUGUGCCCGGACUCUCCUCGCUCCUCGCAAACCUCUUCAUCAAGAAAUCCCUGGCGGAGCACAAGACUGGCACGUGGCUGGACGUUUACCAGGAAGGAAUGAGUCAGGAAAUCUUCACGGAAUUCCUGUCGGAUUCGUUUGUGGGGAUGACCUUCCCCACCGUGUGCGAACUCUGCUUCUUCAAGCUCAAGCUGCUGCUGAUAGCCGUGCAGUACCGCUCCAGCGAGUCCGUCAGUAUCCUGAUUAACCCGGACUCCAGCGUCCUGAUGCAGCACCAAACCCUUGGCUUCUUCAUCGCCCGGAAACGCACGUUGGUGCAGAGGGCAAACAUCUACUGCACGGAAUGUCACUACGACAUCUUUGAUGUCAGGCGCAUCAAGAAAUGUGGCUGCAAGAAAACGGGUGUCAGCGACCGGAAUAUUCGGCACACGGAGAGACGCAACACUUCACAUCCAAGCUGUUGUCCGUCAGCUGGCAGCGGCGACACUCACACUGCCACCGGCCAUUGCAAACAUGUAUGUGUGUGUACAUGUGCGUGUAUGCAUGAGUACAAGUGUGUGUGCGUGUACGCGUGUGUACAUGUAUGUGUGUGUAUGUGUGUGUACACAUGUGUGUUUUCCCCCCAGAACCGUGCUAUGGCGUCCCGGUUGCAGCUGAGCAAACACGUCAUUGUGUGCAUCUUCAGCGAGGCCGAGUUCCCGGGCAUCGGGCUGCGUAACUUUGUGAUGCCUCUGCGGGCCAGCAGCUUCACGUACGACGAGCUCAAGUCCAUCGUGUUCGUUGUCUCGCUGCAGUUCAUCGCCAAGGAGUGGGAGACCAUCAGUAACUUCCCCAAAGUCUUCAUUCUGCCCGGUUCACCGCUGUGCCGCGCUGACCUGAAGGCGGCGAGCAUCGGUUCCUGUGACAUGACGGUGGUCAUCUCCUCCAACCGCACCAACUUCCCGGAGAAGAGUCUACAGGACAAGGAGUGCAUCCUGGCAACGCUCAACCUCAACGCCAUGCUCUUCGAAGAGAGCAGCACCAUUAACCCACUCCCCACCAGGACAAAAGAUGACCCGGUCUCCAUGUUGGACGACAACAAGCAAUACUACAGGGUCCCGAUCAUCACCUCGCUGGUUCACCAGUCUAACGUGUAUUACCUGGAUCAAGAGGACCGUGACGAUCCCGACACAGACCUGUACCUCACACAACCCUAUGCCAGUGGGUCUGUGUUUGCCUUCAGCAUCUUGAAUGCUCUCAUGUGUACAACCUACUUCAACGACAACAUCCUGAUGCUGGUCCGGACGCUGGUGACGGGCGGCGCCACGCCGGGCUUGGACGAACAGCUGGCGGACGAGGAUGCGCUGAGGGGCAGCGUCCACGCCCAGGAUAACGUCCACCAACGCAACCGCUGCAAGCUGGCCCGCAUCACCUUGUGUGACCAGCGCUUCAACCAAUUCGCCAAAGGUGGCAAGUAUGGAGACCUGUUUUCCAAGGCCCUGCAAGAUUACGGUAUACUCUGCUUUGGGAUAUUCCGUCUGCAGGAUCCCGCUAAACAGUCCAAGAAGCGGUUUGUCAUUACGAAUCCCCCCUCUUCCUUUGAGCUGAACGAGAUGGACUUUAUCAUGUGCACGGUGCCCUUCUUCGACACGGAGACCAUGGCCACCAACCCUUACUGCCCGAUGAACUACUCCUCCAAGUUCAUCCCUCUGCAGGCCGUGGCCAGGCACUCCUCCACCUUCAUAAAGCCGGUCCGGUUAGACGGGAACAUGUACACCCUCGACCACGCAGACCAAGCUCACCUGAAAGUGGAGAAGGACAGGGAGGUGUUUGAGAAGGCCAGUACUGCUGAGUCCGAGGAGGCCAAGCUGAAGAAGUCGCUGGAGCAAUACCGUGAGCGGCUGAAGUCAGUCGGCCCGCACAGCGGCUCCAAAGAUCGGACCAAGCCCACCACCCUGAUAGCUGCCGUUCACACCUACAUCGACGAGCUCAAAGGCAAGGUGGAGCCCUCUCCCGUCAAACCCAAGGAAGUGGAGGUUCAAGUCAUAUUUAGUGACGAAUUUGAAGAGCUCUCCAGGAUGGAAUCCACUGACGAACCUAGCCUAACCACCACUAGCCUAACCACCACACCUGCAACAGCUGCAAAAUAUGGAAUCGUAACACCUGGACCAGCUGCAACAUCUGGAGCUACAACUCCUGCAACAGCUGGAAGUAGAGCUGCAACACCUGUAACUGCAACACCUAGAAAACCUGGAACUACACCUCCUGGAACAGCUGGAACUAGACCUACAACACCUGUAACAGCUGGAAUGACAACACUUGGAACAUCUGUAAAACCUGGAACUACAACUCCUGAAACAGCUGGAACUAGACCUACAACACCUGUAACAGCUGGAAUGACAACACUUGGAACAUCUGUAAAACCUGGAACUACAAUUCCUGGAACAGCUGGAACUAGACCUACAACACCUGUAACAGCUGAAACUGCAACACCUGGAACAGCUGUAAAACCCGGAACUACAACUCCUGGAACUAGAGCUACAACACCUGUAACAGCUGAAACUGCAACACCUGGAACAGCUGUAAAACCUGGAGUGACAGCAUCUGGCACAGCUGGAAAACCUGAAGCGACACCACCUGGAACAGGUGGAGCUACAACAUCUGGAACAGCUGGAACUGCAACACAUGGAGCAGAUGUAAAAGCUGGAACUACUACACCUGGAACAGGUAUUAAACCUGUAACCACAACACCUGGAACAGAUGUUAAACCUGUCACAACAACACCUGGAACAGGUAUUAACCCUAUAAUUACAACACCUGGAACAGAUGUUAAACCUGUAAUUACAACACCUGGAACAGAUGUUAAACCUGUAAUUACAACACCUGGAACAGUUGUUAAACCUGUAAUUACAACACCUGGAACAGGUAUUAACCCUAUAAUUACAACACCUGGAACAGAUGUUAAACCUGUAACAACAACACCUGGAACAGAUGUUAAACCUGUAAUUACAACACCUGGAGCAGAUGUUAAACCUGUAAUUACAACACCUGGAACAGAUGUUAAACCUGUAAUUACAACACCUGGAACAGAUGUUAAACCUGUCACAACAACACCUGGAACAGAUGUUAAACCUGUAAUUACAACACCUGGAACAGAUGUUAAACCUGUAACCACAACACCUGGAGCAGAUGUAAAACCUGGAGCUGCAACACCUGGAACAGCUGGAGCUGUAACACCUGGAACAUCGGUAGAACCUGGAGCCACAACAUCGGAGGAUAAAGUUGAGAGCAAGGCAGUGGAACCAGAUGCCAAACCUGAUGGCUCAAAAUGAUUCCGUCCUCUAUAGAUCGGCAAUAGUUUGGGCCGAGUUAUAUUAUAACCAAUCUGUAUUCCCCGUAUAACUUAUCAAUAAAAUGCCACCUUUAAGCCUGCAGUUUAACUGUUUCGAUCACCUCUGCCACGUGUCCACGAGUUACUGAGGUGCUGAAGGGAGACAUCCUAUUGGCUGUGAGUAGCUGCCAACAUUGGGACUGACUCAGAAGGGUCUGAAGAAGGUUCUCGACCCGAAACGUCACACAUAGAAAAUUACAAAAUAGGUGCAGGAGUAGGCCAUUCAGCCCUUCGAGCCUGCACCGCCAUUCAAUAUGAUCAUGGCUGAUCAUCCAACUCAGUAUCCUGUACCUGCAUUCUCUCCAUACUCCCUGAUCCUUCUAGCCAUAAGGGCCAAUUCUAACUCCCUCUUAAAUAUAGCCAAUGAACUGUGGCCUCAACUACCUUCUGUGGCAGAGAAUUCCACAGAUUCACCACUCUCUGUGUGAAUUUUUUUCUUCUCAUCUCAGUCCUAAAAGACUUCCCCCUUAUCCUUAAACUGUGACCCCUUGUUCUAGACUUCCGCAACAUCGGGAACAAUCUUCCUGCAUCUAGCCUGUCCAACCCCUUAAGAAUUUUGUAAGUUUCUAUAAGAUCCCCCCGCAAUCUUCUAAAUUCUAGCGAGUACAAGCCGAGUCUAUCCAGU